AUGGCGAACGAUUAUGAUGACUCACUACCACAAGAUUCUAUCACACUUCUGAUAACAGAGGCAAACAACAAAAAGAUUCAUUCCAUCAUCGGUGCUGAUGCCAAUGCACAUCAAGAAAUGUGGGAAAGAAACGAUACCAAUGAGCAAGGUUUUAUACAGCCGGACAAAUACAGUUGUGAUCAAUUGACAGAACCAGUUGAUGGUGUAUAUCAAUUCGCAACAGUUGACUCAAAUAAAAAUGGACGUAAUUUUAACAAACGUUUUUGUUACUUUGCAAUAGAUGGUAGGGCAUGGACCGUAAUACAGAAUCGUGUUUCUUAUGAUAAUUCAGAAAAUUUUAAUCGAUCUUGGGUUGAUUAUCGAGCUGGUUUCGGCAGCUUAUUUGGGAACUUCUGGUUUGGUAAUGAAUUUAUAUACCGCCUGUGUGAUUCUUGUGAUUGUGAAUUACGUAUAGAAAUUGAGGACUUUAAGAAUGAUAAUAUAUGGGCAGAAUUAAAAAAGUUUAUUUUACAAAGUGAAGAUUCACACUAUAGACUUGUCAUUAGUGGCUAUAAUGGUACUUAUAGUAAAUUGGGUAAUGAAUUAUUCGAAUAUGAAAAUAAUGAAUUCCAAACAUAUGAUCGUUGCAACAAUGGAACUCCAAAUGAAUGUUGUUCCUGUGCAAUUGUCUAUGGAAUUGGUUGGUGGUUUGAUAAUUGUUGUCAACCAAAUAUAAUGGAAGUUCCUCGUAUUUUUUCGCAGAAGAAAAUGAGAAUGAUGAUACGUCCAAAAUAUUGA
Teleopsis dalmanni is the source of this 777-nucleotide messenger RNA. RefSeq names its product fibroleukin-like. The transcript is spliced from 4 exons. Lineage: Eukaryota; Metazoa; Arthropoda; Insecta; Diptera; Diopsidae. The coding region runs from base 1 to 777 and encodes 258 amino acids. The record is from RefSeq and is a predicted model, not a curated record.